Sinocyclocheilus anshuiensis is the source of this 506-nucleotide messenger RNA. Its product is annotated as anoctamin-5-like. Gene Ontology annotation, molecular function: chloride channel activity; protein dimerization activity. Gene Ontology annotation, biological process: chloride transmembrane transport. Gene Ontology annotation, cellular component: plasma membrane. The record is from RefSeq and is a predicted model, not a curated record. NCBI's taxonomy places the organism in Eukaryota, Metazoa, Chordata, Actinopteri, Cypriniformes, Cyprinidae. The transcript has 3 exons. The annotation marks the transcript as partial.
GAAGAUGGGAGGACAUACUUCCUGAAGAUCCACGUUCCAUGGGAAGUGCUGGCAACAUAUGCAGAUGUUCUGAAAAUCAAAGUGCCUUUUAAAGCCAAUGAUAUUCCAGAUAAAAAAGACGUGCCCUUGAGCUGGCUCUGUACUCCCUACCGUCUGCCCGAGCAUGUGAUGCAGCCUGAGCCCGACUACUUCACCGCCACCUUUGACAAGAGCAAGACUGACUUCUUCCUCAUCGAGGAUAAAGAAACCUUCUUUCCUCCGUCCACACGGAACAGGAUUGUAUAUUACAUCCUUUCCCGAUGUCCAUACAGUAAAGAAGACAAGGAUAAGAAGGGCAUCAAGAGGCUGCUGAACAACGGGACCUACGCAGCUGCCUUCCCUUUGCAUGACUGUAGGUACUGGACCAGGUCUCGUGAUGCUAACUGUGAGAGCGAGCGCUAUUCCUUGUAUAAAUACUGGGCUCGUUUCAGCAGCUUUUACAAGGAGCAGCCACUCAACCUCAUACG